UUGAAAUAUUUUCCUCGUUAUUCUCAAAGUGCUUGUUUAUUAGAGUGUCUAACAGAUUUAGUGAUAGGGCGAUGUGAUUGUGUUGUUGAAUACAUUGUGUAUAACACAAGCCAAUAUAAGUUUUGUUCUGUUUAUCAAAGGGAAUAUUGUGCCAACCCACUGGCAAUAAAAUUCUAUCAGAAUGCUCAAAAUUUCAGCGACAAUUGCAACUGCCCUCUGACGUGUAAUGAAGAUGUGUUUGAACGACAACUCUCCUCGGAAUUUUUCCCUUCUGAAUCGUUUGUUGAUAUUUUAAUUCGCGUAAAUUUUACUACUGGAUUACAACAUGCUAGAAGUAAUUUGAUGCGAGUAGAUAUAUCCUAUAAUAAUUUAAAACUUGAACAGAUUAUUCAUCAACCAAAGUUAUAUUUAAGUGAUGUGGUUAGUGUACUUGGUGGUUACAUGGGAUUUUUUCUCGGUGCAAGUAUUUUCACCUUAAUGGAACUAACAGAUUUGAUCAUACGAAGUAUU
Messenger RNA from Lottia gigantea (owl limpet), 510 nucleotides. RefSeq lists its product as hypothetical. The record is from RefSeq and is a predicted model, not a curated record. Gene Ontology annotation, cellular component: membrane. Gene Ontology annotation, biological process: sodium ion transport. The annotation marks the transcript as partial. Gene Ontology annotation, molecular function: sodium channel activity. The transcript has a single exon. Lineage: Eukaryota; Metazoa; Mollusca; Gastropoda; Lottiidae.